This is a messenger RNA of Brassica oleracea var. oleracea, 1670 nucleotides long. RefSeq lists its product as uncharacterized. The record is from RefSeq and is a predicted model, not a curated record. Bases 275 to 1444 code for a protein of 389 amino acids. NCBI's taxonomy places the organism in Eukaryota, Viridiplantae, Streptophyta, Magnoliopsida, Brassicales, Brassicaceae. The transcript has 5 exons.
GCGGAAACGCUCUCUUCUCGAGUUGGCGCUUUAACUACUGACUAUCUACCUCACUGAUUUUGACACUUGGAGUCCAGUGGGAGCCAUGGCGAGAUCUACGAUGAGAUCAGUGAAUUGCUUUUUCUAGCCACUAAAGUUUUAGUGUGAAAUAGUUCUUUCUCUCCUCCUUUGAUUCAACUGUUGAGAGAUUUCUGGAGAUGGCAAUGACUGUGACAUGAAGUUUUAGUUAAUAUAUGUCAAUUUUAAGGAAUCUGAUUGUGUUUGAGAUUUUAAGAUGAGAAACCUGAAGAUGAGGCCUGUGAAGAAGGAGCCUAUUGUGAUUGACUUAGACAGUGAUGACGAUGAAGAUGUUCUUUGUGGUGAAAUGAAUGACUGUAUGAUGGAUAUUGAUGUUUCAUCAGAGUCUGAAGAAGCUAAUCCCUCCAACAUGCAAAUGACCUUUUCUUCUGCCGCUGGUGCUAGUGAUGAUGAUGAUUGCGACAACAAAAUUGAUGAUCAGUAUCUGAAGUUGUUUGAUAGUCUCAUGGACGAUGGAAACUCAUAUCUGAUAGAUAAUCCACUGAGGUGUAUCAGGUAUGAAGUAGAUAACGGAGGAUACGACAAACGCGAGUUUAAAGAUAAGCACAAGAGCAGAGAAGAUCAGAACACUGGUGGUCGUGCCACCAAGAAGAAUGUUGUUGUGUCAAGGACUCCUAAUCGUGUCCAAGCAAGUGAAAAGAAGACAAAGGAGUUUGUGUUGAAGAGAAGAGAGAGUCCUGUGAAUGAUAAGAGUGUUGACGCAACAAGUCAUGCGAGGAGAAGCUCGCAGCACAAUGUUGAAGCUCGCGAGAAGGAGAUUAGGGAAGCAGAGAUGGUACCUGAUCAGCAUUACAGAUCUUAUCUGACAUCGUUAGUGGAGAAGCGGAAGAGCUCAAGUAGUAAUCCUGAGAAGGAGGUACGAGUGAAGUGUGAGGAAGAUGUAAUGUCACUGUCUGAUUCCGACAGUAUUGAGGUUGGUGAUCGUCCGUUUGUUGAUGAAGAAGAUUCUCCGUUUGUGCCGUCAAAAAGUUAUAAAGUGGUUGAUUUGGAGGAAGAGAGCGAUGAUGAGGGUGACCAAUGCAAUUCUUGGUUUAGGAAGGAGAUUAUGAAUGUUCUCAAACAACCAUACAGUGAAAAUGAGUUCAAAGAGCUUGAGCAUGAAGCAUCGCUGUGUAGAUGGUUGAUCAAAUCCAAGGAACUGUUAGAUGGAAGGGAUUUUACUUACACAACGAAUCAAAAGAAACCUUCAUAUCUUGAUCAGUAUCCAGAGUUCAAAAGGAUGUUCGAGAAAGCUUUAUAUGGAGAGAAUCGCCAUAGAGCUCUGAACCUGUUGCGUGGCUUCAUCUUUUAUUUAACGAAAGUUGCUCGCCAUGAUGCAUUCAAACCAUGGCUCGACCAUGAAUGUUCGAAGAUCACAUGUUACUGACAAAGACAAGAGUACCAGCUCUUCAACUGCAUAAAACCGACUCCACUUCCAGUUCCAUGCGAGACAUGCGAGACCCUUGUUUUAAAUGUCAUAAUCUCGAUUAGGCUUUGCUUUUAUUGUGUAAAAUUAACUUGAAUCAUUGUGAAGUAGUAGUAGUAGUACUAGUUCAUAUCUCAAGUUUCUGUACUCUCCCCCUGUUUAUUGGAUGCAACUUCGACUUCAGAUA